This is a messenger RNA of Aphis gossypii (cotton aphid), 7874 nucleotides long. Its product is annotated as protogenin B-like. The transcript has 18 exons. Gene Ontology annotation, molecular function: protein binding. The record is from RefSeq and is a predicted model, not a curated record. The coding region runs from base 1105 to 4581 and encodes 1158 amino acids. Gene Ontology annotation, biological process: axon guidance; cell-cell adhesion. NCBI's taxonomy places the organism in Eukaryota, Metazoa, Arthropoda, Insecta, Hemiptera, Aphididae. Gene Ontology annotation, cellular component: plasma membrane; axon.
AUGGCGCUAAGCAAUGGUUUUGAAAUAUAAAUUAUAAUACGCUUACUAAAUAUAUUCUAUAAUAACAUUGAACUAUUUAUAUUUAAGUACAAUGUUUUAAGUCACGCGCGUACUAUACCGCGAGGUGUGUAGUUUUUGAAGCAUUUUUUUUUUUCGCGAAAGCCGCGUGAAUUGUGAACAGCUCGAUAAACGGAUGGUGUCAUUGGCAUUUGAAAAUCCUAUUGUACAGACCGGAGAGAAUCGGAAAUUGGAAUGGGAAGACGUCGCAAAUAAACAACGAUAAAACAGCGGUCGUCGGAAGUGUGUCCAAAUCACCGCUAGAUUACGUCGUUUUCGGUCAGCGAUUUCUUUACCUUUUCGCCAUAGUCGUUGGUUGUUCGCGAAAUUCUCGAACGCCCCCCUCCACCCUCUCGUCAGUACCAAAUGUUCAGACAACAACAAUAAUAAUAAUAGUAAUAAUAAUAAUAAUUCGGCGUAUUGCGCGUUUUGUAGAGUGCGCGCGCAUAACGACAGUGUUUAUGGUCGUGUGCGCGUGCGCGCGUUUAUAUGUGCGAGUGAGUGCGCGCGCGUGUGACAAUAAUAUUAUUGCCGUAGCGUCGUGACAGUGUGUGAGUGCGCGCGCAUCGACCAUCAUCGUCGUGUCAGUCCGGUCAAAAUAUCUCCGCAGCGUUCGGCACACGUUUUUUUUUUUAUAUAUACAUUAAAUAAAAUAUCGAUCGUCAGGAUUUAUACGGUUUUCCGAUCUUGGUGCUGCUCAUCGCCGACCGUGUUCGACGCGCGUCAUACAACAUUCUGCAAGGUACCGUGUACCAAGGUGACUGCAGACUCUUAUCUCGUUGGUUCGACCACGAUACUGAUCCGUUUCACGCCGGAGCAGGUCGCGAAGUGUUGUUUUUUCAGUGGCGGUAAUCGAAGACGACGGUUUCGUCCUAAACCAUUCGGAGUGGUAUACGACCGUGCUUAUUUGGAUGAAUUGCUGGUAGAGCGGAUGCUACCACUGCUAGGAUCUGUGGAUCAUAGAUCGUAGUAGAAGGCUCGACGUCGUCAUCGUCCCUUCGGCCUGUGAAGGUAGUGAACGAGCAAAAGUCGGUCCGAUGUGCCUCCAUGGCGACCGCCACCGCGUCUGCCGUCAUCGUUCUGUUGCUGCUACUGCACAUGUUAACGGUCGGCAGUGUGGCACGAGCGGACAUGACGGCCGACAUUGGAUCAGAUAUAACGUGGAUCACCGAGCCACCCGAGGAUGGCGUUGCGGUCCGCAGUAAGCCUUUUACGUUACAAUGUCAUUCAACCCUGCCUAAUGCCACGUAUCUAUGGAUGUACAACAAUCGCACUUUGGAUCUAGUCAAUGACUCGCGCCGCCAGAUUCUUCCCAACGGCUCUCUGUUUUUCAAAACCGUGGUGAACAGAAAAGGUGGCGACGCGGGAUCUUAUAGAUGUAUAGUACAAACGCCCACCGGUGCAGUUUCCUCAAAAACAGUUACAUUACUCACAGCAGUAAUUCAUGACUUUGAUGUACAUCCAUUCAAUGUAACAGUUAGUUCAGAAGCUAGUCGUUCUGUUAUUCGAUUUAACUGUCAUGUGAAUUCCGUUCCUUUAGCAACUAUUAUGUGGCAGAAAAAUGGAGUUGCCUUGUCCAGUAACAAUAAUAAGUUUGUAACCAAAGUUCCUGGUGUACUAUAUAUUAAACAAGUUAAUGAGAAUGAUGCUGGCGAGUAUAGAUGUGUGGGAAAAAAUCAACUAUUGAAUAAAACAAAAUACAGUGAAGUUGGUCAUUUGGUUGUCAAUAAGAUAAAUAUUGGUGGAUCUUCUGGAUCACAAUCGGGUCUUCAAAAAUUAGCAUUUAUUUCGCCGAAUGUUUUCAACACAAAUGUAAAGUAUGUGACUGAAGGUGAUAAUGUAACAUUUGAAUGUGUGGCCACUGGUGUUCCAAUUCCUCAGCUCAAUUGGUCAUUUAUAAACUCUACAGGAUACCGACAUAAUACUAUACUUAAUGAUGAAGAGACUUCUGUCAACAUAUUAAGUUUAACAAGAGUAAGUUCAAAGGAUUCGGGAAUAUACACAUGUCAUGCAUUACAAUCUAUGACAGGAUGGCCAGAUAUGCCACGUGCUCAAAAUUUUCGAUUAGAAGUGAUGACACCUCCUAACAUCAUUAUUCCACCAGAAACACAAACUAUGCCUAUAGCAAAUACUAUUCGCUUUAGGUGUGUAGCUGAAGGUAAUCCCACUCCUAAUAUAACAUGGUAUCACAAUGGUCAACGUUUAAAAUUAAAUGGCCGUAUAAAAGCCAAGAGCAAACAACUUUUAUUAGUUAGUAAUACAGUAUCAAGUGACUCUGGAUUCUAUCAAUGUUUUGCCUCUAAUCAAUAUGGGACUGUAUGGGCAGGAGCAAUGCUCAAUAUUAGCUCAUCUCCAUUUGAACCUUCACCACCUAUUAAUAUCAGCUGCCGUACAUUAUCUUCUUCUCAAAUUCAAGUAUCUUGGCGAAAGUCUCCAACAGAUAUCCCUGAUGAUCCACCUAUCCUUGUUCGCGAUGAUUCUACACAACUUGGUUCUUCCCAUAGUGGUGUGCAAUCAUCAUCAUCAUCUGCUACUGUGUCUACAGAUAUUUCAAAUAAAGUAUCCAGAGCAUAUUCAAUACACUAUAUGCCUACAGACGGUGGAGAAGAAACACAACAAGUUAGUGUAAACCAUUCUAUUAUUGUAGAAAAAUUGAAACCAUACAAAAACUACACUUUUUAUGUACGAGUCUAUAAUGGUAGAUCUGGAUCUGAUCAGUCUGAAAAAGUCACUUGCAAAACUCAAGACGGAGCGCCACAAACAGUUCCAGAAUUAAUUGUUACUCCUCUUAGUCCAAUUUCAUUACAUGUAGAAUGGGCUGCAAUUAAUGUAAAUUUGGCUAAUGGUGCAGUCACUCAAUAUCAAGUAAUGUGGAAGCGAUUACAUAGUUCAUCUAAUUACAUUCAUUUUUUACCUAAUGAUGCCAGACAAUAUACAAUAACAGGACUGAAGCCAGGAGAACAAUAUGAAGUGCAAGUAUUAGGCGCAACACAAAAUGGAUUACCUAACAUUGAUUUUUCGUGGCAUUUAAUUGAGUUGCCGAGUAUUAAUCCUAUUUUGCCGAUACCUAUUUUAAUGUUUAGCAUUGACCGAUCAAUUAUAAGGCUUUCUUGGCUUGUCAAUGACCAAUCAAUUAAAUUUGAUUCAUUUAAACUAAUGUAUCGUACUACUAGCCAAACAAACCAGUCAGUUAUGUUACUGCAUACACUCAGACCAGACACAAAUCAUCAUAUGAUACAUUAUACUAGUGAUUUGGAUGUUUAUGAAGUCCUAUUAAACUGUAUAUCUGAAAGUGGUGAAGGCAAAUCAGCAUAUAGAACUAUAGCAGUAAUGUCUGAUAUGUUGUCACCACCAUCUCAGAUCGAAGCUGUUGCUACAUCACUUCAGACAUUGAAUUUGUCGUGGGUUUCUUUGGAUUUUGUUGAUCCAUCUUCUUUGGUAUUUGUUAUUAACUAUAAACCAAUAUCUAAUUUUUCUCAGAACUCUACUACAAUUUACACUGAUACAGGUGUAUUUUCAUUUGAACUAGCAGGACUUAAACCUUAUAGUUUGUAUGAAAUAAAAAUAGCAGUUCAAGAUAAAAAUAACAGAAAAAGUGAAUUCAGUCAAAAGAUACAGAUACGCACACUUCAAGGAGUUCCUGGUAUAGUUGAACAAAUAGAAUUACAAUGGAUAAAUACUAGUACUGUUCGUAUAACUUGGGUAGAGCCAAUAAAAUCAAACGGUGUGAUUAUGGGAUAUUAUGUUUCUUAUACAUCCGAACUUCACAUUCCACCUACAUCCUGGAUACAAUUAAAUGUCUCUCGACAUAAAAACUCAUUAGAUUUGAUAGAUUUAAACAAUAACACUCAAUACUUCUUUAUGGUACGUGCUGCUACUGAUGCUGGAUUUGGUCCACAAAGUGGAAUAUAUACCAUUACACCAUUAACUACACUUAUUAAUCCACCAGUUAAUUCUAAAUAUCCUGCCAAUUCACCAGCAUUAUAUAUGGAAGAUCAGCAGCUAUUAGGUAUAGUGAUCGGUUGUGUGAUUGGAGUUUGUUGCAUACUAAUAUGUACUACAAGUAUUGUGUUGAAACGUCAAUGUGUGAAAGCUGAACGAGUACGAGAUCCCCAACAAAACUCAAUGGGUACCGACGUGGCUUAUUGUGCUCAACAUCUACGACCAUUUACUAUUGAUCGUGAUCAUCAUGAGGAAAGUGUUCCCUUAAACGAUGUAAAUUAUAUUACUCGGCACAUUGAUGGAAGAAGUCGAUACUCAAAUAACAUGUCUGGCAUGGCUUUGCCACUUCUUGAUCAAAGUAAUCCAGGAGAUCAUGACAUAACAAAUGUCCACAUCAUUGAAAACCCUCAGUGUACUGUUGAUGUUGAUGGUUAUGAUGUGGACAGUCUGUUAAGUGAAUCAGCUGAAGGUGGUGCAGGCACGGAAGAGUCUGGUUGCAGUGACCAACUAGCUAAGAGCCAUAAAGGUGGUGGUGAUUCCAGUGUGGUUGAUGAUGGAUUUCAUGAACAUGUUGUGAGCUAAACAGAAUCUUAGGUAAUGGUAUAAAUGAUGUGCCAAAACCAAGACAGAAUAAUAACUUUUUUUGUAUUCCCUGAGAUUUACUAAAGUCUGUAUUAUUUUUUUAUACUUAUACAAUGCAUAUUAUAAAUUUAUAACAAACAUCACCCAAAAUAAAAGAAAUGUUUGGUUUUUACUGACAUCACAUUACGCAUGUUAUACCAACAACAUAAAUCAUAUUGGAUUUAACCUCAGAAAGGUUAUGUAAGCCACUGUUAAUUAUUUUAUUAUUAUUAUUAUUAUUAUUAUUAUUCUUAUUAUAAUGACCAAUGACCAUGUAUGACUACUCAAAACUUUUUUUUUAUGUUUUCUUAUUUUCUUCAUUUUAUUAAUAAUAUAUACUUUUUAAUGAUUUCUUGACAUUUCGAUCCUUAAAAUUAGAAUUAAAGAUUUUUAAAAAACAUCGCCUCCAAUUUUUACCAUUUUUCAAAUUAUUUUUUUUUUUAGGAUUCAUGAAAAAAGUGAGAUACAUAUGUAUAUUAAUAAGAUAUUGUUAACAUAGUUUAUAAGUGUUUUCCUGAAUAUUAUAUCUAUAUUUUUUUUAGAGUAUUUAGUUAGUAGGUUUCAUUGAACCUCUCAAAUAUAGUACAAAUAAUACAUAUUUUAUAUAUUUAUGAUCUUCUGAGUUCUAUCAAAGAUUUUGGUAUCAAAUAACUAUUGCUAUUUUUGGAUUUUUUUUUUAUGUUUGUUUCAUUUAUAUGUAUAUCUUAAGUUAUGCAUAUAGUGUCCAUCCCCUUAACUACAAGCCAAUUGCUUGCCAAUUACUUCAGUAACUAAUGUUUACCAGUAUAUAAUCUAUUAUGUUUUAGCUUAAAGCUGAAUAUUGUACAUAGUAAUAAUAAUAAUAAUAAUAAUAAUAAUAAUACUAUUACUAUAAAAUAUAAAAAAGUUAAGUCAAAAAAAUUAAUUUUUUACAUUAUAAAAGUUGAACUUAAUUUACAGUUUUGCUGGUAUAUUUUAUAUUAUUAAUUAAUGUUAAAUUUUGUUUGUUAAUUGUUUAAUUUACAACAAUAUAUAUAUGUAUAUAUAUAUAUAUAUUAUAUAAGUAGUUCCUAUUCCCCUGAAUAUUUUACAUUUUGAACAAGAGAAAUACUUACAAUGGAACUUUUUCUUUAGAGAUAUAAUAAUGGAUCUCAAAUGGCGCUUACGGUUUAAAAAGUUCUUUUGUAUAUUGUAUUAAUCUAUACACGUAUAAGUCAAUUACAUUAUCAUAGAUAUUCAUUCUCUUGACACAUUCCAAACAGGUUGUGAUUAAUUUAUCUCAUUAUAUAUAUAUAUAUAUAUAUAUAUAUAUAUAUAAUAUAUAUAUAUAUGUGUGUGUGUGUGUAUAAAAGUAUAAUGUAUGUACAUGUGUAUUUAUAUUAUAUUUAUUUCAAUCUCCGGUUAUAUUUUUACAACAUUUAUGUACUUAGUGUAUAUUUUAUACAUACUAUUUUUAUUAUUCAUUUUAUUAUUUUUUUGUUACAUUUUAAGAAGUAGGUACAAAAUAUUUUUUAAGUUACAAUGCUUAAGUUUUUAUUUAUUUAUUUCAUUGUUAAGUUUAUACUUGCCAACAUUAAUUUUCAUUAAAAAAAAAAGCAAUUAUGAAGUAAGAUGUUUUUUUAUGUUUACUUAUUAAAUUUAUAUUACUAUGAGUGAACUAAAGAAGUGAUCAUGAAAUAACCUAUGGUUUUCAUUACAACGAUGAUUAUAAUUAUGUAAAAUAUAAUGAUACUUCACAAGUACCUGAUAGUUUUAUUAAAAAUGUAAUAUAACUCAUACUUAUAUAUUUUGUAAAUUGUGUUGAAUCUAUAUAAGAGAUCUAUACACAAUAAUAAUAAAUAAAAAAAAAAAUAAACUAUUAUUGCUAAUUUAUUUAUAAACAUUUUAAAUUAAGCCAAGGUAUUUGUAUAUUUUUUGAUUAUUAAUGUUUAUUAUCAUAGGUAGUUAAUAAUCAAUAAUUAUAAUAGCAUAGCUGUGUUUAAAUGUGUACAAGCUGAACUCAAUUUUUUUUAAAAUUUCAGUGAAAUUUAUAAUAGCCUAUUUUGGUGCUCUUUGAAAAUUCUGGAAUUUAAAAAAUAAAACCAAUAUAAAUGUAUAUUAUUUUGGCACUUUUGUCCAAUUUUAUUUCUAUACCAACAACAAUUUGUCAGAAUAUUUUAUUAUUAUAUAAUUAUAUUGCAAUGUUUAAAAAUUUUUAAUUCAAGUUUCUGUUUGUUUAAAAAAAUAUAUUUAUAUAUAACAAUACAAUUACAUGUAUUAUAUUCUUGUUCGAACAACAUUUUUUUUUAUGAAAUCUUGGUACAUUUUAAACGUAUUUUUGUAUGGUAGCUAUUAGUAAGUUAAAAAUUUUCAGGGCCUUUUUUUUUGUAGGUCAUCAAAAGUAUACUGUUUUGAAUUUAUGGUAACUAGUUCUAAGUGUAUGGAAAAAGCUCAUAUUUUAAGGUGCUUCAAUUAAAAAUUAAAAUAACUUUUUUUUUUUUUGUAAUACACAAGUGUUCAUACACAAAUAUAUUUAUAUAAAUACCAUAUAUACACGUGAAGACUGCCACAAUUAAAGAAAAUCUGAUUGAAAUAUUAUUUUGUACAAUAGUUAACAUAGAUUUAUAUUAUAUUUGCUCCACAUUUUUCAACUCUAAUUGAUCUGUUUGUAUGAGAAUAAAUAGUACAAAGUUUUUUCAAUAUCUGUUAAAAAAAUUAUGGUAAUAUGAUAUUAUGAUCUAUAUUGAUAUACUUGUUUUUAUUUCACUACAAAUAAAUCUGUUGUAUGACUUUUCCGCUUUGUUAUUUUGUAAUUAUUUGUUAUCGCGUUAAAAUAAACUAAUAUUUUUAUGUGAGUUUGGGCUCUGCAACACAUUUCACCCUAAAGCAAUAAUGCUGUCAAAUUUUUUUUUUUUUUUUUUAUCUUAAAUGUAUGUUAAUCCCUUAUUUUGUCAAAUUUAAUUGAUAUUUGCUGUAAUAUGCAUGAUAUAUUUUUCAACAUUAUACCAGCGCUGAUAUUUACAUUGUAGUAUUUCGAUAAGAAUUUUGUAUUUAUGUUUCUUGAUUACAGUUAUAAUACAUUUAUUAACUACUUAGGUACCUCAUUAGAUUAGUAAGUCGUUGCAGUUUAAUUUGUUUUAUUAUUAUUAUUAUUAAUAUUAUUUGACGUUAAUUGUACCUAUUUGAAUUGAGUUUAUAUGUUCUUGUGUGUUGUACAAUUAGUACAUCGUUUAUAUUUUAAUUAAAAUUAAAAUUAUAUAAAUUGAAAAAAAAAAUAUAUAUAUAUAUAUUGUGAA